AUGUAUGACAGGAGGCAACUGAAGAACAUAUUUGAUGUAUUGAGAAAAGAUUGGAAGUUGUGGGAAAAACUAAUGUCUGGGGAGACUGGCAUUGGUUAUGAUGCAGCCACAAAUAGGGUGUUGGCCUCUGAUGAGUGGUGGCAACGAAAAAUACUGCCUGACACAGAAGAGGAGGAGGAUGUUUAUAGAGUCGGGCUAGACCAACAAGAAGGGUCAAGGGAUAGUGAGGAUGAAAACUUUGGUGUGGACCCAACAGCCAGUGCAGGGUUCACAGAUGACUUCGCUGCUUGCAACAUAAACAACCCCGCAAGCACUGGACCAAGUAGCUCAGGAAGCUAUGGAAAGAGAAAGAGGGGUGAGACAUCAGAUGCAAAGAAGAAGAAGAAAGUUGCUGCAUCUACAUUAAUUUCUGAUAGCAUGAGUGUCAUAGCAGCUGCUUCUGACAAGCGAGCAGCAGCAUUGGUUGAAGAUCCCCAAGUAGUUGAUAAGGUUUUGGCACACCUGACUACCGUUGAGGAGCUUAAUGAUGACAAUCAACUAUAUUAUGCAUGUGCCAAGAUGCUUACGCUGUUGAGGUGGGCUAGGCGAGCCUAUUUGGGGUUUAUGCAUGAUAGAACCAAGUUGUUGGCGUGGUUGAUACCGGCAGCACAAGACCCAGACACAUGGAAGUGA
Molecule: messenger RNA, 672 nt
Organism: Neltuma alba
Lineage: Eukaryota; Viridiplantae; Streptophyta; Magnoliopsida; Fabales; Fabaceae
Exons: 2
Coding region: 1-672 (223 amino acids)
Source: RefSeq, a predicted model, not a curated record